CAAGGUUUACCUUCUACCAUAGUUGCAGUGCAUAAUAUUCAGAAACUUCACAUUAAAAAACGUCAGGAAUAUAAGCAAUCUGUGCAACGUGCAAUUUCAAAAUGGCUUCCUGAAGAAAAAGUAUUUGAAUUAGAUACUACAGCUGAUUGCUUAAAUAUGUUACGCCAUGUUGGAUUACAAAAACAAAGAAAUUUAUUUUACAAAGACAUAAGACCACAUCUUUUAGUUGAGGAAGUCUCCUUUGAAUCUGAUGAUAAUUCUCUUGACUUUGGAACUCUCAUGGUCAGUGGAUAUUUACGAGGCACAACACCAUUAUCUGUUAAUGGUUUGAUUCAUAUAUCAGGUUUUGGAAACUUUCAAAUGUCAUGCAUCAAAACGUUGAGAGAUCCAUAUUUAAUUGAACGUGAGCAGAAGAAAUAUCUUUCUGAUGAUAAAAUGGAAUGGAAAAAUGAUUUCGCAAUCUUAACUGCAGAUCCAGAAAAGCAG
Messenger RNA from Cyphomyrmex costatus, 486 nucleotides. Its product is annotated as pre-rRNA-processing protein TSR1 homolog. Gene Ontology annotation, cellular component: nucleus; preribosome, small subunit precursor. The transcript has 3 exons. The record is from RefSeq and is a predicted model, not a curated record. NCBI's taxonomy places the organism in Eukaryota, Metazoa, Arthropoda, Insecta, Hymenoptera, Formicidae. Gene Ontology annotation, biological process: maturation of SSU-rRNA from tricistronic rRNA transcript (SSU-rRNA, 5.8S rRNA, LSU-rRNA); ribosome biogenesis; endonucleolytic cleavage of tricistronic rRNA transcript (SSU-rRNA, 5.8S rRNA, LSU-rRNA). The annotation marks the transcript as partial. Gene Ontology annotation, molecular function: U3 snoRNA binding; GTPase activity; GTP binding.